This is a messenger RNA of Haliaeetus leucocephalus (bald eagle), 2857 nucleotides long. It is a transcript of the gene LIPA, whose product is annotated as lipase A, lysosomal acid, cholesterol esterase. The coding region runs from base 93 to 1289 and encodes 398 amino acids. NCBI's taxonomy places the organism in Eukaryota, Metazoa, Chordata, Aves, Accipitriformes, Accipitridae. Gene Ontology annotation, molecular function: hydrolase activity, acting on ester bonds. The record is from RefSeq and is a predicted model, not a curated record. The transcript has 10 exons.
CGCGGCCCCGUAGCGGUCUGCGCGCCCGGCGGAGGCAGCAGACGAGCCUCGGGACCUGCCGCCUCUCUCUCCCUCCCUCCCGCGGGGCCAGCAUGCGGGGCCUGGUGGUCGCCGCGUUCCUCCUGCAGAGCGUCGCCGGCUCGGGCGCGUUCGCCGCAGGGAGGAGAAAUGUGGACCCCGAAACGAACAUGAACAUCAGUCAAAUUAUUACCUUCAGGGGAUACCCUCGUGAGGAGUAUGAAGUGACAACAGAAGAUGGGUAUAUCCUUUCUGUUAACAGAAUUCCUUAUGGAAGAAAAGGCCAUGAGAGAAGCAAAGGUCCAAGGCCUGCUGUGUUUCUGCAGCAUGGUUUGCUUGCAGAUGCCAGCAAUUGGAUCACUAACUUGGAUUACAACAGCCUUGGCUUUAUGCUGGCAGACGCUGGCUAUGAUGUAUGGCUGGGAAACAGCAGAGGGAAUACCUGGUCCAGGAAACACACACACUUCACAGUGAAGCAAGAAGAAUUCUGGGUUUUCAGCUUUGAUGAAAUGGCCAAGUAUGACAUUCCAGCCUCAGUGGACUUUAUUUUGAAGAAGACUGGCCAGGAACAAGUAUUUUACAUUGGCCAUUCACAGGGCACCACAAUGGCUUUCAUUGCUUUUUCAACUUUGCCCCAGCUGGCUAAGAAAAUCAAAAUGUUCUUUGCCUUGGCACCAGUAGCUACAGUCAAGUUUGCCACUAGUCCUCUGGCAAAAUUGGGAGUGUUUCCUGACCUGCUACUCAAGGACAUGUUUGGAAAGAAACAAUUCCUCCCUCAGAAUUCUUUGCUGAAGUGGCUUGCUACCCAUGUUUGCACACACAGAAUACUUGAUGACCUUUGCGGCAACUUAUUCUUUCUUCUGUGUGGUUUUAAUGAGAGGAACUUGAAUAUGAGCCGAGUGGAUGUGUAUUCAACACACUGCCCUGCAGGGACAUCUGUACAAAACAUGAUCCACUGGAGCCAGGCUGUGAAGACUGGGGAACUCAAAGCUUAUGACUGGGGAAGCAAGGCUGCAAAUAUGGCUCACUACAACCAGUCUACUCCCCCUUUCUACAAAAUAAAAGAGAUGACUGUACCAACUGCGGUGUGGACUGGUGGACAGGACUGGCUGGCAGACCCAAAGGAUGUUGCUAUGCUACUCACUCAGAUCACAAACUUGGUUUACCACAAAAACAUUCCAGAAUGGGAACAUUUGGAUUUCAUCUGGGGCCUUGAUGCACCUUACCGCAUGUAUAAUGAAAUAAUUAACAUGAUUAGGAAGUAUCUCUAAACUGGCAUGAAAUCCUCAUUGUGUCCUGCUGAUUUUGCACACAGUGGCAUGGUAUUCAAAAACCAGCAGUGUUACUUUGCACAAAAGGAGUAUGUCAUGUGCAUAUAAAUUUAGUGACAUGUCUGAAAGACAAGUUAGUCCAUUCAGCACCUCAGGUGCUUGACGAUUAAACCAGUAAGUAUUUCACUGUGCAUAAAACACUGCCAUUUCUCAGUGUGUUGCCACUACUGAGUACCUUUCAGAGGUACUCUUUGUACUGCAGUGACCCAUUUGGUGCUGGUACUUUAAAAAGCACUUAGUGACUUUUUUGCUGUGUUAUUGUUUUAGCCAUCACAUACAAGCUAGCUACAUCAGGUGACUUUCUUUUUCAAUAUUGUCCAGAAGAUUUGUCAUGAAGCCAGAGAAGAUCACCACUGUCAGUUGAAAUCUAUUUUGGCACUGAUUCAUUGCUGCAUUUUUCUUGAUUUAACAGUGUCCCUGAAGCCUUUCAUGUUUCACGUACCAGCUAUGGAUAAGGAUUGUUAUUUGUCCUUGCAGAUUCCUGGAACAAGAGAAGCGGUUAAAAGAAAUACCACUUUCAGUUAGCUUUGUCAAUGGGUUAUGGCUUUCAAGGAGAAUGAUGUAACAUACUUGUGUUUUGUUUUCUUUGCACUGACCACUAGAAAACAAGCUCCCCCGGUAUACUACUGGUGAGGGAAGAGCCAAAGCAUUAAUUCUAUGGCUUGAGUGACUUAAUUUGCAUGGACUUUUCCCCUUAAUCAUCUGCUACUUUGAAGAUCUGUUUAUUUCUUAGCUGCUUAGGUGUUGCUUGCCACCAUUGUGCUCAGGAACUGUACAACACCCUGGUGAAGCCUGGCAAUAUUAACGGCAGUUUCCAUUUGUCUCAGUUUCUACUUCAAAAUGGGGCUAAGACCCCAUUUAAUGGGGGGAGAGAAUUCACGUCUCUUUCAGGGGUCUGACUUUAGAGCUGUAAUUGUCUGCAGUAUAGGUGCCUUGCUCUUUCCAUUGACCAUGCAGAGGACUUUGGGUCCUCUGAAUUGCACAAAAGUUCCAUGCCAAAUGUAGAUGUAUGAACAAUGUCCAGAGUCAGUUGCCUCAGUCCGGAUGAUAAUUUCUGUGCCAUGGCUGGAUUCAACCCAGACUUCUGUCAGUAAUCCCAACAGGAUAAAAAGCCUUUUCUACAUGGCAUAGAAAAUAGUGCAUUUUAAGCUGAAGCAAACUUUUUUUGUAAAAAAAGAUGCAAAAAUAUGCAUUAGUUAUAAAUUAGGUUUUGUUUAUUUAGGGUUUUUUAUUCCUAAUUCAGACUCAUGGAAUCCUCAGGCUUUGUUUAAGGAAAAAGUUGUUCAUGAUAUUUCAGUUGUGAUUCCUAGCAGGACCUCUUAAGUUUGCUUUAUAUUUGUAGCAACCAUACUUGCUUCACCUUGCUGUGCUGAAAGGAAGUUUCUGUAGGACUCCACAGUGGGUAACUUAGCAGUUGUGAGGGUAUGUGAUACAGCAAGAGCCAUGUGCAUCAUGUUUAUUAAACUUGAGUACUUCAAUAAACAUGAGACUUGCUUGGAGUUUGGAGC